This is a messenger RNA of Oenanthe melanoleuca, 1856 nucleotides long. It is a transcript of the gene MCRS1, whose product is annotated as microspherule protein 1. The transcript is spliced from 15 exons. The record is from RefSeq and is a predicted model, not a curated record. Gene Ontology annotation, biological process: positive regulation of transcription by RNA polymerase II. Bases 52 to 1413 code for a protein of 453 amino acids. Gene Ontology annotation, molecular function: protein binding; G-quadruplex RNA binding. Lineage: Eukaryota; Metazoa; Chordata; Aves; Passeriformes; Muscicapidae. Gene Ontology annotation, cellular component: NSL complex; MLL1 complex; Ino80 complex.
CCGGAAGUGGCGGUGUUUGGCGGCCCGGAGCUCGCGGCGCCGGCUGUCGCCAUGGCCACCAGCCGCUCCGAGGACGAGGAGUCGCUGGCGGGGCCCAAGCGGGGCCCGGCCACCCCCGCGGGGACUGUCCCCAAACGGCGGAGCUCCUCCAGGUUCAUCAAGAGGAGGAAGUUCGAUGAUGAGCUGGUGGAGAGCAGCCUGGCCAAGUCCUCCCGGGCCAAGGGGGGUCCCGAGCCCCCCCCCCGACCCGGGGGCACGGGGGGCACGGCAGGGGGAGGGGCGGCUGGAGACCCCUCCCCUGGGGAGAGGAGAAAGGUGUCGCGGGCCGUGCCCCCCCCGGCCCCCCCCGGGCCCGGCCCCCCCCCGGCGCUGCCCAAGCGGCUCAAGAAGAGCAAACCCAGCCCCGCCCCCCGCGACCUGGGCCGGUGGAAACCUGCUGAUGAUCUGCUGCUCAUCAACGCUGUGCUGCAGACCAACGACCUGACCUCGGUGCACCUGGGGGUGAAGUUCAGCUGCCGCUUCACCCUGCGGGAGAUCCAGGAGCGCUGGUACUCGCUGCUCUACGACCCCGUCAUCUGCAAGCUGUCCUGCCAGGCCAUGCGCCAGCUGCACCCCGAGGCCGUUGCCGCCAUCCAGAGCAAGGUUCUGUUCAGCAAGGCCGAGGAGCAGCUGCUGACCCGCGUGCCCUCGAGCCCUGUCCCCUCGCUGGACACCUUCCAGGAGCUGCUGCAGCGCCACCCCGCCGUGUUUUACCCUGCCAGGACCCCCAAGGCCCUGCAGCUGCACUGGCAGCUGCUGCGCCAGUACCACCUGCUGCAGGACCAGACAGUGCAGCCCCUCCCCAAGGGGGAUCAGGUUCUGAACUUCUCUGACGCCGAGGAGCUGCUGGACGAUGGCAAACUCAGGGACGUGCGGGACGAGGUGCUGGAGCACGAGCUGACCGUGGCUGACCGGCGGCAGAAGCGCGAGAUCCGGCAGCUGGAGCAGGAGCUGCAGCGCUGGCAGGUGCUGGUGGAUUCCAUCACAGGGAUGAGCUCCCCUGAUUUCGACAGUCAGACUCUGGCCGUGCUGCGGGGGCGGAUGGUUCGCUACCUGAUGCGCUCCCGGGAGAUCACCCUGGGCAGAGCCACCAAGGACAACCAGAUCGACGUGGACCUGGCGCUGGAGGGGCCGGCCUGGAAGAUCUCCCGCAAGCAGGGGGUGAUCAAGCUGAAGAACAACGGCGAUUUCUUCAUCGCCAACGAGGGCCGGCGGCCGAUUUACAUCGAUGGGCGCCCGGUGCUGGGCGGCAACAAAUGGAAACUCAACAACAACUCCGUGGUGGAGAUCGCCAGCCUGCGUUUCGUGUUCCUGAUCAACCAGGAGCUGAUCGCGCUGAUCCGCAGCGAGGCCGCGCGCCUCGGCCACCAGUGACACCAGUGACACCAGUAUGGGACACCAGUGACACCAGUAUGGGACUGGGAUUGUCCCAGUGCUCCCAGUUUGGCACUGGGACCCCCCUCGCCCCCACUGAGGGAUGAAUUUCCUUGGAAUUACCCCAAAUUUCUGCCCCCAUCCCAAAGUUUUAGGAUUCUCCCCCCGUCCCCAAAUCCUUCCCCAGAAUUUCUGGAUUUUAAAGCUCCAAAGUUUUUUAUUGGAUUUGCUCUCAAGUUUUCGUUCAUGGAAGGGGGAAAAAAAAAUUCCCAAAAAAAUCAAAUUUGGGGAAAAGAUGGAAAAAAAAAAGGGGGAAUUGGGAAAAUUGGGGAACUCCCCCAUUGUCCCAAAAAUUUCCAAAAAUUUGGGGCCGGGAUUGGGGUUUUGGGAAGGGGAAGGGAGGAGGAAAUUCCUGAAAUAAAUUCCAGAGAAAAUCAAAAAAA